Cantharellus anzutake is the source of this 1309-nucleotide messenger RNA. RefSeq lists its product as uncharacterized. The transcript has 4 exons. Bases 397 to 1008 code for a protein of 203 amino acids. The record is from RefSeq and is a predicted model, not a curated record. Lineage: Eukaryota; Fungi; Basidiomycota; Agaricomycetes; Cantharellales; Hydnaceae.
CACCUAUAUUUGUUAAGCGCGCUAGUCUCCCAUAUUUACUCAGUGGCCCAUCAGCAAAUCCAUAUUAUUUAAUCCAAUCGUAAAAGGGAUCAUAAAAUGCAAGAUGGCCGUAAGGGCCCCAGAUCCAGAUCCUUGCCCAUUUUUCCGAAAUUAUGGUUUCAGAAUCUGAGCUCUAUUAUUUUCUCCCGUUCAUUCCCAGCGUCUCGGGGCGAGUAACUGCUCAACGGAUCAGUUGCUAUGUAGAAGCGUCUGAAUUCUCCGCAUAGAAUUACUAUCAAACCAUACAGUCGAAGCGGAGGCGCAUGUCAGCUGUAUGCCAAUCUAGCGUAUAAAAGCGCCGUGCUAUGACGCCUACUGGCCUCAUCAGCUCUCUCCUUCACGCACUGUUCAACAUACAUGGCUCUCUCUACCACUGCCACUCACCCUUGCAACGUCUGCCGGGAACCCACUACCCUCUGGUGCUCCAGGUGUCACCUUGCUUGGUACUGCAGCCCAGAGCAUCUAACAGGGGAUUGGAACAGCCAUCGUUACGAAUGUCGGCCAUAUCAACCCUCCAUUCCUCUUCAAAUAGACCCUUCCACCAUGGAAGCUAGCACCGCCGCAUCGUUCACCGCGAUCCUCUUCCCCUGCAGCAGUGACAGUCCCCAGCUCAUCAAAGUCGACUGCCUUGCACGCCCCCAGGCAACUGGCCCGUGCAAAUGGACCCCAAUUGCGAUGCCACACGUCGGUGGCCAACGGGAGCCCGGCAAUGUCAUUGUAACUCGUGGCGUCGGCGGUGCACCUCUCCGCUUUCCGAUGCAAGUUUUCUAUCGGGCCGACUUCUUGAAUGAUGGCUCGCCGCCGAACAGGUCGAUUAUCAAGCUCACUGGCGGUCAGGCUACACAUAUUUGGAACGGAAACGUUAUCGCGUUGAAAUUCUAUGGAACUCGACGACAAGGGUACGCUGAUGCAACUAAUGGAGAUCUGGCAGCGCUUGUCGCAUAUUUCAUGGAGCCCACCUGCACCUAAUCCGACUAUCCGUUUCGCUUUCCCCUUUAGUUUCUUUUUGCAUUACCUCGUAUAAUUUCCUCGUCUCCUACCCUGCAUAAGUACACCGCCAUAAUUCCUUUCCCUACUAGUUUCGUGCAGCUUUCCAUACCCGCUUUCUUGACUCCCAUGCUCCUGUCACUAUACUAAUACUUUGGUCUUGAUUCUUGCAUUUUGCGAACAUUGAGAGUUCAAAUGCUUUCUUGUUUUACAUAUACCCAUGUCCCGGGCGGCUCCGCCCAGUGCAUAUAUACAAUUCAUUGUUCACGGUCGCCGAUCAAUA